Loa loa (African eye worm) is the source of this 2102-nucleotide messenger RNA. RefSeq lists its product as hypothetical. Gene Ontology annotation, cellular component: nucleolus. The transcript is spliced from 17 exons. Gene Ontology annotation, molecular function: nucleic acid binding; ATP binding; RNA helicase activity. Lineage: Eukaryota; Metazoa; Nematoda; Chromadorea; Rhabditida; Onchocercidae. Bases 6 to 2102 code for a protein of 698 amino acids. The record is from RefSeq and is a predicted model, not a curated record.
UUCAGAUGCCUAAAAUUGUCACUGGUAACGGUAAAUGGAAAACGGUUGAUGUUUCUGGUGAAUGUAUCUUUGAUGAUAAUUUCGCAUUUCUUUCAUCAUUCGAAGAAUACAUACCCAUCGAAGAGCAUAAGGAUGUAAACAAAAUAAUGAAGAAUGCGAAAAAGCGGAAAAUAAAUGAUGCAUUGGAUAAAUCAGAAACAAAUGAUGAUCACACAAAAGAGAGAGCGGAGAAGAAAAAGAAGAAAAGGAAAAAGUUGGAAGAAUCCGAGAAGACUGUGGUUACAAAGCAGGUUUCCGUAACGAAGAGUGAAGAAACAAAUGGUGACACUGAAAAAACGAUGAGUGUUAGCAAUGAAGAAAUUGAAUAUGAUGAAGUGGAUGGAAGAGAAGAUGGGAUUCCAGACAUGUCGGGCUGGAUAAAUCUUUAUAUUUCCAAUACAGUUUUAAAAGCUAUCGCUGAUAUGGGAUUUACUGAACCUAUGGAAAUUCAGAGACUUGUUAUACCAAGCGCUAUUAGGGAUCGCUUUGAUAUCAUUGGAGCUGCGGAGACGGGAAGUGGAAAAACACUGGCAUUUGGUGUACCUGUUGUUGAACGUCUAUUAGCAAACCAAUCAUUUGCCGAAAGUAGUGAACAAAAAAAGAGUAUUCGAGCUCUCAUCCUUGCACCGACUCGCGAACUAGUGAUGCAAAUUAGGAACCACAUUCAUGCUUUGCUAAAAUAUACUUCGUUUAAAGUUGCGUCUAUAGUCGGUGGUCUUUCACUACAAAAACAGGAGCGUAUAUUAAAAUAUGUUCCUGAAAUCGUUAUUGCAACCCCAGGACGACUUUUAGCUUUGAUGACAUCAGCUGAAGCCGACAGCUGCCUUUCUGACUGGUCCAACUUACAGUGUCUGGUGGUCGAUGAAACUGAUCGUAUGAUUGAAAAAGGACAUUUUGAAGAUCUGCAGCAUAUUUUAGAUAUUAUAAGGAAGAAUACAUCUAAAAAGCUUCAAACUUUUGUAUUUUCUGCUACCCUUACAUAUACUCAUCCUGUACUCAACAAACGCAGUGAUGUGAGUGCCACUAAAAUGAGUGCAGAUGAGAAAAUUAGCAGAUUGAUUGAAAUCACUGGAAUACGAAAAGAAAAGCACAAAAUUAUCGAUAUUACUGGCGAAAGAGGUACAGCUAAAGCAGUCGUAGAAGCGCGAAUAAACUGCAAUAAUUUGCUGGAAAAGGACACCAGUCUCAUAUAUCUACUGAAUCGUUAUGCUGGACGAACAUUGGUAUUCACUAAUUCAGUCGAUGCAUCCAGAAGGUUACAUGGAAUCUUAAAACAGCUUGAGCAUAAACCAGUUCCGUUAAUGUUGCAUGCGAAAAUGAUGCAAAAGAAGCGUUUGAAAAAUUUGGAAAAAUUUGCUAUAGAGGAAAAUUCUGUUUUGCUUGCAACUGAUGUAGCUGCACGUGGUUUGGAUAUUCGGGAUGUUCAACAUGUCAUUCAUUAUCAAGUACCAAAAACUGCUGAGCUUUAUAUCCAUCGGUGUGGUCGUACAGCACGAGCAACGAAAGAAGGACUUGCCGUUUUACUUAUCGAUUCCCAAGAUGUUCCUUAUUACCAAAGAAUAUGCAGAAAUUUGAGUAGAGAGAAGGAAUUUCCCAUAUUCCCACUCGAUUCACCUGAACUAUAUGGCGUUUUGAAAAAUCGAGUUGAAGUUGCAACAGCAGUUGAAGCGUUAGAUCAUCGAAUGAAGAAGAUGCAUUCCAAACAGACAUGGUUUGAGAAAGCGGCUGCAAGUGCAGAUUUGGAUUUGGACAUAAGUGGAUACAAAAAGGACGCCACAGCGGAAAUGAUUGAAGAUUUACGAAAGCAGAAGAAAGCAUUGUUGACCCAGUUGAAUCGUUUAUUGUCACAGUCACUGCCAGCCAGUUACGUUCAUAUCAAGAAAACUCGUUAUGUAACUGCGGAAAUGGCAUCAAAUUACGGCCGGUCAUCGACACAAAAUGCCAUUGCAUCAUUGACUGAAAAUAUGGCGCAUGAAGAAGUGUUGAAGAAGAAAUGUAGGAGUGUUUUUGUACGGCAUCUUAAUACCUCAAGAAAGAAGAAGAGAAAGCCGAUAAAAAGAUGA